GGCCAGGAGCGUAAGCGGCAGAUGUCGUUGGGCAUCGCCGGCUUCGCCCCACCUGUCGCGGACGGACUUUGGAGCGGGUGGGAAGCGGAGGGAAGGGGUUUCGAGGCGGGCGGCCGUCAGACCUUGAGCAGCGGCCCCAUUGUGAAGCUGCCAAACUCUCUCUAGUGGUGGAAUCUGCGAAUCUCUGCCAGAAACGAGACGGGAGCGCGAAGGGAAUGAUGGCCCUGUCCUUUUCCCCUUGCAAGUGUUCAUCCUUAGGGACUCCCUGCUUCUCCACCCACGCCAGUUUGCAGACGAGUGGGUUAGUGACUUGCGUUGAACGAAGAUUUGUGUGUGAUGUGUAUGGUUGCCGUGCACAGGUAAAGCUGGAGCUGGGAACUUUUUAAUCGUUUGAGGAGGUUCAGAAGAAUGGAGGCAUAUUGCAGUGAGCUUGUUACCACUAGCCAAAAGAACAAUUCCUGCACAACGUUCCUGAUGUUACUAGACUCGUUAUUUUACAUUGUUUCUCUCGAAGAGCCACUCUGCUACAGUUUAGCGUUGUUAGUUGCUUUAUUUUCUAUAACCCUGUAGUACAGGAUAGACACUAGCGAGAUAGAAAUGACCCUUUCCCAAAGUUUAUUUUUCAGUAAUUUCCAAAUACAGUAUUGGUUAUUCUUGGCAGAAGCUUUUGGUUACUUCAUUAAUUCAAGACCACGAUUUAUGCUUACAAUAUUAUGUUUAAUGAAUGUUUCACAGGUUUCUCUGUUUUUAUUAUGUAACUGUGAAUGCAUUAUAGACUUAAAAUGAGCAGGAUCGUGAGCACAGAGACCUCUUAAUUUGAUAAGAACUGUGUAUAGAAUAUGAGUUUGCUAACAUUUUGGUUUAUUUAAUUGCGCAUGAGGCUGUUACUAGUCACUGUUCCAGGAUAUCAUAUAUGUUUGUUGAUCUUGCAUAACAGUCAGUGAAUUUGCUUGUUUUCUCUGUGUAUUUUGGAGAGCUGUUUUAAAAUGAACUCUUAAAAAUAUUUAAUGUGGUGAGAGUAAUAAAACUUUAUAUACAGGAUUCCAAAUGUCUUUGCUGUUUUAGCAUGAGGGGCUUUGGGUGGGGGAAAGUCUUUUCCUCCAGAGAGAACUUUGAUUUUGUCACCAGCGUAUCAAAAUGAGUAAGCUUUCCUUUGGAAGGUUAGUUGUUCCCACCGGGUAUACCUAUCCCGUUUUGAUGAUGCUUCCUAAGAGGCAAAUUUCUUUUAAAGACUGCAUGCAGACCUGCAGUUCCAGUUACUGUCAGUCAUAUUUGCAGUGAAACUGAGUAUUUUUCUAAAAGUAGAAGGAUGACUUCACGUGAUAAGAUGAUAUGAGUAACCUAGGCUUAAAUUUUACUAGCAGAAAUGGAAAGAAAAUUAAUGCUGCACUUUAAGGGGGUGGAUUGCUAUUAAAGGAACCGAUAUUAGAAAGAGAAACCGAAUUUUUGCCUUACUGAACCAGUUAUGGGUUGUCUUACCACGUUGGCCAGGUUAAGGUCAAGGAUGGUUUCAGGAAAGUCACACCCUACUUAACAACUGUUUUUAAAAACUGUUGAUGAUUUCCUUUCAAGUUGUAAAUGGUAAAGUAAGAUUAUUUGAAAGUAACCUCUGAGAUGAGCAUGUAGGUCCAACUAAGCAUUUUGUUUUCAUUGUGUAUUGUACUGUGACAGUUAAACCAUUUUAUUUCUGCUCAGUGUUCUGUUGCUUUAGGGAUGUUUUGGUCUCUACUUGUUUUGAUCUCUCUUUUACUUGUUUUAAGGUAGUCUGAGACUAGUGGUUACAAAAUAUUUUUACUAGUCUGAAUGGAAUUUUUAAAUAAUGUAAUUUUUUUUCCUAAGCACUUUUUCAUUAUUGGCCUCUCCUUUAAUAGCCACUCUGAGAAUUGUGACAUUUUCCUUUUUUUUUUUUUUUCAUGUUUUGGGAGCUAGAAUUAGAACUCAUAACUUCUACUCUUAUCAAUUUGUUUGCCUAAAGUGUAUCUUGCUUUCAUAAAUAAUCUUUAAUGAUUAGUGGGAUUUAUUUACCAAAAUUCAGAAGGGCUAUGUGCUGUCCUUCAUCUUUAUAAUCACAUGAUUUGUGAUAAGUUUUGUUAAAUUUAUCCUAUUGCUACUUUGUUAGUGAUUUGUGCUGAAGUCUACAAUUUAUGGCUUUUUUUUUUUGCAUAGGGAUUUUGUGUGGACCUGAACAUUACCAUAUGAGACUUUGUAUAUUUUGGGGGAAGCCUCCCUUUUUUGGGUUGCCAGUGCUAUUGAGGUUUACUGUUAUAUGUAUUAAAUUUAUGUAUUUUCAUGUCUAUCUGCCUUCCCUUUUGGCCUGGUCUUUAGUGCCAGUGCCUGUACAGUGCAGGGACAUCUAAUAAGAUUCAAGAAAUAUUGUUGAAUAACUAAAUAAGUGAAUAAUUGACUACCUAAGUGGAUACACCCAAACUCAGAUCUGUAGGACAAGCCACUAUGUAAGCAGAAGGGUGUUUCUUUCUUUCUUUCUUUCUUUUUAUAAACUCAUUGCCUUUCCAUUGUUAUAUAUUUUGAAUAGUAAAGCAAUUAAAAUAGCCAAACGGAGACAUUUUUGAGAGUUAAAGGAGGUGCUGUAAAUAAUUAUGCCAGGAUAUGCACUAUGAAUUGACACAUAUGCUCACCCUACUUUUAAAAGGCUGUUCUUCUUUAUUUACCUGUAAUAAUAACUAUUACCUUACGUGAGAAACUUGACACACUUGCUAGUUAAUGUUUGCAAACUUUUCUAUUUGUAGAAGCUUCACUUGCAGUCGAGUGCUGGGUGUUUUUUUUUUUUUUUGCUUAGUUACCCAUGGCUUUCCUAUCCAGAGGCCUGUAGGCAUGCUUGAUUUAAAAAAAAAAAAAAAUUUUAUUGCUUACAUACAGGUUAAUGUCCCAGAACAUUCUGUCUCACCUUCUUAUAAUAACUGGAAGCAUUAUAUCCUAUUGCCUUUCCUCUGUUUACUGCAGUCUGUAUUUCUGUGCAGCAUUGAGUCCAUCUUCUAAGAAUUUCAUAUCGGUUCUUUUCCUUCUUGCUGACUUUCUGAGAGGAGAUCUAUUGAUGCCUUUCCAAACCUUCAUGUUCAGAUCGUUGGCCAGAAUCAAUUUAUCUGGAGUAGCACAGAAAAAUUAUUAUGCCUGUGUUCCCUUGGGCCUCAUUGGAAAUUGUACAGUGACAUCUUCUGGGAUUUAGUCUGGUAUUAAAUCGGUGUUAAAUCGUAGAUGCCUGAAGAUCGUAUUUGGAUAGUCCUGCCAAACCAGGAAAAUUAUCAUGAAUGUUCUUAGUCAUGCUGUGGAUGGAGACCCUAAUGAGGACAGGAUGGCAGCUGGUAACUUCGCAGUCUUCUAAUGAAGGAAAGUAGAGCAUGCAAGUGGAGGAAUAAGGAGUGUGCAGACUGCUGCCUAAAAUGGAAGUCGAUAUUAAUGGAGAGUCCAGAAGUACCCUGAGCAGCCUGCCCUUCCCCGUGGCCGAGGCCAGCUCCCCAGGAAAGGCCGAGGCAGAGAAGCCCCGCUGCUCCAGCACGCCCUGCUCCCCGAUGCGGAGGACUGUGUCAGGCUACCAGAUCCUCCAUAUGGACUCUAACUAUUUGGUGGGCUUCACAACCGGUGAGGAACUCUUGAAGUUAGCCCAGAAGUGCACAGGAGGUGAAGAGAGCAAGGGAGAAGCUGUGCCUUCCUUGCGCUCCAAACAGCUGGAUGCAGGACUUGCCCGUUCCUCUCGUUUGUAUAAAACCAGAAGUCGGUACUACCAGCCAUACGAGAUUCCAGCUGUCAACGGCAGGAGGCGAAGGCGCAUGCCCAGCUCAGGAGACAAGUGCACUAAAUCUUUACCUUAUGAACCUUAUAAGGCCCUCCAUGGGCCUCUGCCUCUCUGUCUUCUUAAAGGUAAGAGGGCUCACUCCAAAUCUCUGGACUACCUCAAUCUAGAUAAAAUGAACAUCAAGGAGCCAGCUGACACAGAAGUGCUACAGUACCAGCUUCAACACCUAACCCUCCGAGGGGACCGUGUGUUUGCUAGGAAUAAUACAUGAAUGACUUACAGAGCGUUUAAACCAGUUUAGGUCAGCCUGCACUUGGCUAGAAAAACACCCACUGCUGUACUCUGUACAUGACUCUUCACAUUAUAGAUGGUUAUAUCAGCUAAGUGUUCUUGGAACAUAAAAAUUGUCUGGAUAAAAUUUUGAAUACAGGAAUGAAAUCACAGGUACUUGGGGGGGGGAUAUCAUUCUAGAGCACGCAACUGCAAAGAUAACAGAAAUGUUGACCGUUAGUUUGUAUAGCUGUUUAGCUAGGAAAAAAGGCUUUGGUACAGUAAUUUCAUCUUUAUGAUUCUGACGCUCAAAUUGGGAAUGUUAUCUGCUUGGUUGUUGCUGAAUUGGUAUGAUUCAUUAGAAAUUUAUAUCUUAAGAACUCAAGUACUUCUUGAAUCUCUGUAUUUUACUAUACAAUGUAUGUAAUGAUUUGUUUUAUGAAAUUUAGAACUUGAACAUUGCUGAAUUGGACCACUUUUUAUUUUUAAAUAUUGAGUUUAAAUAUUUUAUAACUGGUUUUGCACUGAAAAAUAUUAACAUUUCAGAUUGACAAGAGAAUAAUCUUUCUUUACUUGCCUCAAUAAUAUUAUUGAGCAAUGAAUUUUUUAUUUCCGCAUGGAAAGUUAUUGAUCUCUAUGGCUGUAAAAUAUUUCUUUAUAGCGUUAUUAAAGUGUGUCUUAAUACAAUUAAAUUUGGGAUACAAAGUAUUUAUUUUACAAUGGGGGAGGGAAGCUUUUCCAGAAAGUUUCCAAUAUGAAGUUUUCAUAAGUUGAAAAAAGUCUCCUUAGUGCUUAUUUUCGAAUUUAAAAUUCAUCUAGAACUUUAAAAUGGAAAGGAUUCUUUUAAUUGUGGAUUAUAGGCAUAAUACUGUUUGCAUCUGAAUUUUCUGUAAAUGAAUGGAACUUUAAUAGAGGAUCUUAUGAUUUCUACUAUUGAAUGCUUAAACUAAGUAUGAAGUGAUACCAUUCAGCAUGGCAUCAGGUCAUUCCAGUUUUAGUUCUGUGCAACACAGGCACUCAUUGAAAUUCCAGUUUCUAGGAUUAGUGUAGGAGCCUAAAGUGCUUCUAUAGUUUUAAUGGGUUAAUCCUGGAUUACUUAACAAUUUAUGUCAAUUGCACUGGUUUAAUUUGUUGCUAAAGAAAUAAUGCCCUGGCUUUAGUAACAAAUACAGCUCAACUAUUCUUGAAUAUAUUUUGGGAAAAAAAAUGUAUGUAACUUAACUUUUGUAAACAUUUCUAUUUCUUUUUUUCUUUUUUUUUUUUGACUCUUAAAGGUGCAAUUUAUGACUGAAUUGGCAUUUCUGGCAGCAUAGAACUGCUUCAGAUUUUAUUUUGGGGCUGUGAGUUUCUUAGGUGUUAACAAUCUAGCUUAUAAAAUAAGAACACCUUUUAAUUAAUGAGUGGGUCAUUCCUGGUGCGAUUGUGAUUUUUCUUUAGCCAGAAUGAAUGGCAAACUCUAGAGCAGAGCAAGUAUUAGAAAACCCUAGGAACUCUUAAUCAAUGUUUAUUAUACUUCCAUUCAGGAAACCAUAUGAAAGAGCCUUGGGGAGGUUGGCCCAUAUCUUACUGAGAUGAUCAGAUUUCUUGGUGGGCUAGAAAUUUUUAGCUGUUGUAUAUUUUAAAGUAAAUUGCACCUUUGUAACAUAUUGUAUUGAUGAAUGAUCACUAAGAUUAACUAUAUCUGUACAGUCAUUAGUUUGACAAGAAAUAGAAUCCUGUCAGAUGCCAAAGAGUUGGGAUUUUUACGUUUAAUGAUUAAACACCAUUAUUUAUUGAUGAUUUACCCUGUGGAACUGUAUUAUUUCUAACUAUGAAAUAAAAGGGUGAUGUAAACACA
Molecule: messenger RNA, 5858 nt
Organism: Microcebus murinus (gray mouse lemur)
Lineage: Eukaryota; Metazoa; Chordata; Mammalia; Primates; Cheirogaleidae
Source: RefSeq, a predicted model, not a curated record